This is a messenger RNA of Priapulus caudatus, 4122 nucleotides long. RefSeq names its product E3 ubiquitin-protein ligase LRSAM1-like. The transcript has 23 exons. The coding region runs from base 40 to 2427 and encodes 795 amino acids. Gene Ontology annotation, molecular function: protein binding. Lineage: Eukaryota; Metazoa; Priapulida; Priapulimorpha; Priapulimorphida; Priapulidae. The record is from RefSeq and is a predicted model, not a curated record.
UUUCGAAAGUCAGUGUUGUGUAAUAAACAUGAAUGUCUGAUGUCAGAAUUAUGUAGCCAAAGCGACUUGGUGAUGGGAACAUCCGUGUCUAGGCCCCCUACUAGUACUAGUACUAGUAGUAGUACUAGUAGUACUAGUAGUACUACAUCCAAACAAAUUCUACCCACAGAAACAGUAUCUGAUAAAGAAUCAAGUCGAACCGAUAUGCCAAUAUUUAAAAAAAAGAAGGCGAAGUCAAAGUUGGAUUCACAGAAGCUGUCGCACAAACUAUACCUGGCACAGGAGAACCCAGAGCCAGUGUUUGACGUUUCUGGAUGUGGUUGCAAUGAAGUGCCCUCAGGAAUAUUUUCCUUGUGCAAAUGCUUUAGAAAAGAGUCCCUGCUGAUGUAUGACAAUGAAAUCUCUUCCCUGAAGGCAGGAGGAAAACUGGAGGACCUAUUUCUAAUACGGGUAUUGGAUAUACAUAACAAUCUCUUAGAGCAGCUGCCAGAUGAAAUUGGUAACAUGAAUGCAUUGCAAGUUUUAAAUCUUCAAAAUAAUCGCCUUAAAUAUCUACCAGAAACAAUAGGGAAAUUACAAGUUUUGCAGACAUUAAAUGUUAAAGGAAACAAGCUUCAGAGCCUUCCUGCAGCAUUGCAUCAACUGCAGAGUCUACGCACAUUGGACAUAUCCAACAAUAUGAUAACACGACUUCACAAGUCUUGCUGUAACCUUCGGUCCCUUGAAGUUGUCAUCCUGGAUGCUGAUAAUAUGGAAUAUCCCAGACCAGAUGUGUGUAAACAAGGAACAGAUGCCAUUGCACAAUUUUUGUGCCUAGAGAGUGGUGUGGAGUAUAUACCACCAUCGCACACUCUCCAUCCUAUCCUGUCUCCAGCUCUGAGUCCUACCUCCUCGACCCAUUCGGCAGAGAAGUGUCUUCAUGAAGUUUCUGCUAUUGAGGAUACCAUAUCGAAGUACGAAAGUCGCAAGGAGCAGAGGGUGCGUGAUACUCUAGCUGCAGAGCAGGCCAUGGCCUUGUCAAGGAUGGAGCAAGCACAAUUGAUCACUCGUUCCAACCACACGAAAGAAAAAAUUAUCAACAUACUUAGUGAGGAGGCUAACAAGUUGCAGGAUGACAUUACAUUAGCACACAAGAAAAAGGACAUGGAGCGCAAGACAUUAGUUUCAUCACUCUAUGAAGUUGAGAAAAAUGCAACCACCCUCAUAAAAAAGUUAUUGGAAAUGAAUGAACAAGCAAGGAAGCAUGAAGCCAUAUUGGAAUCGCUUGAAGAGGAACGGAUGGAAGUGGAAAAGUUAUUCCUUGUAAGACAGGAUGAAGCAGCAACUCUGAGGACAGCAGAGAUAUUGAAGGAAAUCGAGAGGAUGCUUGACAGUAGCAGUACAUUCGAGCAGCUGCGUAAGGUCUACGCAGAGAGUCAGGUGGAUGCAGCCAGGCGUGCACAUCUCAGUUUAAAUAAGGAUGACGAGCACGUUAGCAGACAGCUACAGUCAAAGCAAUUAGACAAGGAUGAAAUGUUGUCACAGCUGCUACAACAGGAGGAGUUCCAGAGAGAAGCUUUUGAGGCACUCCAGAUGCAAAAGGAUGCGAAACACACGCGCCUUUCGAAUGAGAUCGCAUUGGUUAUGAAUGAGUUGGAACAGAUGAGCAUGCUUGAGGUGAAGAACCAAGAAAUGAAGCUAGAUUCUGAAAAGAAAAUUCUGGAGAGCAAUAGGACUGAGUUGACCAGGCUGCUAAAGCAACUGUUGGAUGAGAAAUCAGCGAGAGAGAAGCAGCUUGGCCAGAGACUGGAGGAGAUGGAGCAACGGAGGGUGCAUGACAUCAAGAACUAUUGGCUGAUCCAAUAUCAGAGACUAAUGGAUAGAAAGCCACAGGAGCUGAUAGAUACAGAGACAAGGUUGGAAUAUGCUGUACGAGAAGUUCUGGAUAUGGCAGGAGCAUUGGAAUUCAUUCCGUUCUUUGCCAAUCGCAUCACCAUAGAAACGCUUUACCAAAUGACGGAUGCUGACCUGAGUCGGAUGGGAAUACGACAAGCUGAGGUGAGAACUGCGAUUCUGAGGGCAGCUUCAGACCACAGGAGAGCGCAGGCAAAGUCCCACGAGAAAGCACAGGCUCUGGAUGAUGAUGCUGUAAAGGAACCACCGCACGCAGCCUCGGCUCCACCUGCUUCCUACUUGGACUUAACCGGACCAUCAGAAAAUGCUGCAAGCAAGCUGCCCCCCGGUCAUGUGUUGCCACCUACCGACGACUCUGGAAACAUCAUCGCUCGCAUUCAUGCUGAGUGUGUUGUCUGCAUGGAUCAAGAGUGUAUGGUACUGUUCCUAAUGUGUGGUCAUGUGUGCUGCUGUAAUGACUGCGCCGGCUCAUUGAAGCUCUGCCCGAUGUGUCGCGCAGUAAUCGAACAGCGUAUACAACUCACCCAUGUGUAGGAGUGCCACUGCAAGUUUUACAACUAUACUACUGGCCUUCUAUCCAAAGCCAUCACUGGAUGCCUCUUAUGGAACUACCACUGGACGUUACCUAAAUACGUAUUGAAACAGUUGUCAUCUUAUAUAUUGACAAUGUAGCUUUAACAUAUAUACCUGUUGGUAAUCCCCAAAGUGUUUGGACCUGCAAUACUACUACUAGUAUAAAAAUCGAAGGUUUUUAUUGCAUCCACUAUUGUUAUCCAUUACCAAGUUCAACGUACAUAUUUUAAAAAUGUGUGAUGAUGCCUUUAAUGUUAGAUAUUAGUUUGUCUGUUCUAACUGUCUAAACUAAAUGUGGAAAGUUAUGAAUGGGUGAAAGUCAAGCAAAUCAAGUCACUAUUCAUAAUUAUAAAUAAAUGUUAAUAUUUAUAUGGAAUUUAUUAAUAUUGUUGUUUACCCUGUAUAUGAUUUUGAAUAAUUCUAGAUUAGUAGUUUUGAUCAAAUAAUUUAUCAAUGUGUACAACUGGUUUUGAUAGGUGAAAGCACUGCAGAGAUAUGGGAGCUGAGAUUGUAGGAUCUAAAUAGUUGUAUUGAAAUAUAUCCUAUUUUUAACGUACCUUCACAACAGUUUCGAUCACUGUCAGCGAUCUUUAUCAAGUGACCUACGUCAUCAUAUGUGGCAGUCGAUGACGUAGUAUCCGCGUGACGUCACAGGAUCUUCGGGGCCCCCGUCACAGGUGUUCUGGCUUUGGGCUUCAGGAGGUUGUCGUAUACGUGAGAGUUUGUAGGCCCCUUCGUCUGUUCAUAUUAGAUGGGGACUCUCUAAUUUGAAUCGCCUCUUUGAUCUGACGGUCUGUGAGAACUGCUUAUUUGCUGAGGACUCUGGCGUCCAUCCAAUUCGGAACGUGAUUAUUGUCAACCACAUAUGGUCCGUAAUCGCUGAUUUGUGUACUUCCCCUGUGGUAGAGGAGCGUGAAGCCCUGGUACGAAUGGUGUUGGCGGCAGACGCCUCCACGUCCUUUUCGUGUUCUGACAGGCGGGUGCCGAACUUGCGACCGGUUUCCCCUAUAUAAACACUGGGGCAGUUCGAACAGCUAAUCUCAUAGACACAUCCACAAGUGUCAUCGCGUUCUAUUCUGUCCUUCGGAUGUACUAGAAGAUUUCUGACUGUAAGGUGGGGUAUGAACGAUGCGCCUACCCUGUGCAUACUACGUCAUCGACUGCCACCUAUGAUGACGUAGGUCACUUGAUAAAGAUCGCUGGCAGUGAUCGAAACUGUUGUGAAGGUACGUUAAAAAUAGGAUAUAUUUCAAUAUGAACCAGUUUACAGUUAUCAACUAAAUAUCCGAUGAAUUUAUUUCAAUCUCUAAAUAGAUGUAAAUUUGUUAAACCUGCUCUGCAAAGUUAAAACCAUGGAGAUUGUGCUUAACAAUAAAUUCCCACCGUUUUUCUGUGCAUUUUUAGUACUACAUCUACUGUGCUGUUUUGUAGAUUGUGGUUGCAUGAAAUUUAUGCUAAAUCAACUGUGUACCCUAGUGAGCAUACUUACAAACUUGCAUGACAUUACAGAUGUCUUUGCAGAGUAAACACUAUGGUGAGGAAUAAUGAUAGUUGAUUUCAAGUUCUGACAAGAUAUGAAUGAAAAUCCGAAAUAGGUCUAAAUAUUGCAAGAAUGUAUGAUGUACCUUCUCUAAAAUAAAACGUUUUUGCCAUUAA